Cheilinus undulatus (humphead wrasse) is the source of this 2774-nucleotide messenger RNA. RefSeq names its product TBC1 domain family, member 23 (gene tbc1d23). Lineage: Eukaryota; Metazoa; Chordata; Actinopteri; Labriformes; Labridae. The record is from RefSeq and is a predicted model, not a curated record. Gene Ontology annotation, cellular component: trans-Golgi network. Gene Ontology annotation, biological process: embryonic brain development; retrograde transport, endosome to Golgi. The coding region runs from base 32 to 2122 and encodes 696 amino acids. The transcript is spliced from 19 exons.
CGGCAUUUGACGUGUCUCCGUCAACACAACAAUGGCGGAUGCCGUGGAGGAAGCUCUUCAGGGCAGCUGGGCCCAGGAUCUGGCCGAGGCUCUGGAUUCUGGCGGCUCCGAUAUGGAGAUGGAGCGAAGUAUUGUCCAGGUCCAGGAGCAGUCAGCUCAACACCGGGCUAAGAUGUGGAAGAUCGCUUUAAAUGUUUCUGGAAAAGGUGACAGUCUUUCACCAUGGGAUGGUGUUCUAGAUUUGCCCGAACAAACCCUCAUUCACAACCGCAGUCAACAACUGAUCGACCAGCUGGGCGUGUCAGAGGAGGAGAGGAGUGACAUGGUGUCUGAUGUGGAAGCAGUCAUCACUUUCUACUGUAAGUCCAGAAACAUUUCGUUCACACCAGAGCUCAGCUGGCCGCACCUCCUCAAACCGCUGCUGGGCCUCCAGCUCCCCCGCAGCGACCUCUACAACUGCUUCUACGCUAUCAUGAACAAAUACAUCCCCAGAGACUGUGUGCCAAACGGCCGACCAUUCCACCUGUACAGACUCCUGCUGCAGUACCAUGAGCCCGAGCUCUGCUCCUUCUUAGACACCAAAAAGAUCACACCGGACUCCUACGCCAUCAACUGGCUGGGCAGUCUGUUUUCCAGUCACUGCCUUUCUGAUGUGACACAGGCCUUGUGGGAUUUCUACCUCCAACAGGCAGACCCCUUCCUCAUCUUCUUUCUCAUGCUCAUCAUCCUCGUCAAUGCCAAAGAGACCAUCCUUUCACAGGAAGGAGACAGCAAAGAAGACAUCAUCAAGAAUCUAGAAUCAUCUCCAUCUCUCCUGGAGGCGGAGGACAUUGAAGAUCUGUUUUCUCUGGCUCAGUACUACCAGAGCAAGACUCCGUUGUCUCUCAGAAAGAUGAACCAGAAUCUGUUUGGCAGCAGCCUGGUGGCUCUCAAAGAAGAAGACACUGACCUGAGUCAGGCUCUGUGUCUGCCCGUGUCUGUGCCUGAAAUUCUGCAGGCCAACCAGCUGCAGCAGGAUGGGGUGCGUUUCUUUGUGGUGGAUUGUCGGCCUGCAGAGCAGUACAAUGCAGGGCACCUCUCCACAGCCUUCCACCUCGACUCUGACCUGAUGCUUCAGAACCCUUCAGAGUUUGCUCUCUCUGUGAAAUCACUCCUGGAGGCUCAGAAACAGUCUCUGGAGUCUGGCUCCAUUGCCAGCGGAGAACAUCUGUGCUUCAUGGGCAGUGGGAGGGAGGAGGAGGACAUGUACAUGAAUAUGGUGCUGGCACAUUUUCUGCAGAAAAACAAAGAAUACGUCAGUAUUGCUAAAGGUGGCUUCAUGGCACUCCAGAAGCAUCUGGUAGACAUGAACGUUGAAGGUCUGGACUCUUCGUACCUCCACUGGAUUGUCAGUACAUCAGGAUCUCACAACAGCCUCAGCUCUGCUGAUGGAGACUCACUAAGUGGCCCAGGAGACAGCAAAGGAGUCAAAUCUCUGGUCAACAAAAUGACAUUUGCUCUUAAGUCGAAGUCGGUGAAUGUGAAAGAGAAGAUGAUCAGCUUCAUCGAGAACACCUCCACACCAGUAGAAAGAAUAUCUUUCAAUCUGCCCUGGCCUGAGAAGGUGAUCCCUGAUCGGCACGUGAGCAGCAGCGACCGUGUUGGCAAACCUUACCGAGGAGUGAAGCCCGUUUUCAGUAUCGGUGAUGAGGAGGAGUAUGAUACAGAUGAGAUCGACAGCUCGUCCAUGUCAGACGAUGACAGGAAGGAGAUCGUCAACAUUCAGACCUGGAUAAACAAACCAGACGUCAAACAUCACAUUCCAUGUAACGAGGUGAAAGAAACUGGUCACAUGUUCCCCAGCCACUUGUUGAUCACAGCGACUCACAUGUACAGCCUGCGGGAGAUCGCUUCAAGGAAAGGCUUCGCUUAUAUCCAGUCAAGACAAGCGCUGAACUCUGUGGUGAAGAUCACGUCCAAAAAGAAACAUCCAGAACUGAUCACAUUCAAGUUUGGAAGCAACAACUCUGCUGGAGUCGAGAUAUCAGCUGUUGAAAGGUAUUUGAUACCCAAUGCGGGAGACGCCACCAAGGUCAUCAAGCAGCAGAUCAUGAAAGUCCUCGACGCUCUGGAAAGCUCAUAAAGAGAGACAGCCGGGGUCGAGGCCAACUGCCGUUCUAAAACUGAGAAGAGGGGUCUGUGUCUAACAGGAGUAAAACUUUCCCGCUCUUCCUCUCGCACAGAUCCUGAACCCUGAGCAGCGAUGACCGUGGAUCUCUCUGUCUUUGUUUGGGACAUGUGGCCACACGGCUGACCUGGCUGCAGGCCUGAGGGCCGGGCCGUGUGGUGAAAUACUUCGGUGCUCCGCUGUCGUCAAGCUGUUAAUUAAUCUUGAUUAUACUCUAAGUUUGUCUUCAUUACUGAUUUAAAAAUCUUACUCCAGUGCAAUUUCUCGUUGGCGACUUUUCCUCUGGCCUUAACGUAGCGCACUGACCAACCUGUUCACAUGACUGACCCUUUCCUUUGAGCGCCUCUGUUCUAACCCCUGUUUUCUGCAGGAGCAGCCUGGAUUUGUUUUACAUUUCUAGAUUAAGAACACAGUUAACUGAUCAUGUUAGAGAGGGAGGAAGUAAGAUUUCAACCACCACAACUGUUUUUAAACUUGAUCUCCCAGCAGGCAGCCUUAAAUAGGAGUGUUUAUAUAUAUUAAUGUAUAUAUUGUUGUAAACUGCUCUAUAUCAGCACAGCAUCCUUUCUCAAGCAUAUCCUCCUUAUGCAGUAAAACUUAAACUGGU